UAUUUUGGUGGCAGCAGGCAGCCCGCAGGAACCCGUGGAGGCAAGUCCAAGAAAGGUGGAGACUCCUGGUUAACUUCCUGCACAAUAAUCUUGAAGCACCACCAAGAGAGAACUCGGGAGGCUGCUGCUGCUGCUGCUGGGGCAGGGACGAAUGGAUAUACGGCUCACUUGACUUCUUUUUCGGUUGAGAGUCGACAAAAAGCACUUUGUGGUUGAUUAUACACAUCUACCUGGCUAGUAGCUAGCUAGCAGUGAGGCUGCUGGAGAAGAGAUUCCCAACAUUUGAUUGCGAGGCGGUGUGAAGGACAGGAAUGGAGGUCGUGGUGGAGUUUGAGUACGAGGCGCUUCAUGAUGACGAGCUGACCCUGCGACUGGGCGACAUCAUCAAGAACGUGCGGUAUAUAGAGGAGGACGGCUGGAUGGAGGGAGACCUCAAUGGGAAACGAGGCCUCUUCCCCGACAACUUUGUUAAGGAAUUGAAGAAGGAGUCCAAAGAGGUCAAGGAAACAAAGAGUGAGCCAAAAGAGGAGACCUCUCAACCUUCAAGGAGAGAGAAGAGUGCAGGGAACGUGGCCAACCUGGUGCAGAGGAUGAGCACUAUUGGCAUCCCGACCGGUGCCUUCCAGCCUCAGCCUCCACCAGCUGCAAAGAAGCCUAAGAGGAGACAGUGCAAGGUGCUGUUUGACUAUCAGCCAGUGAACGAUGAUGAGCUGGAGCUGAAAGUCGGAGACAUCGUAGACAUCAUUGAAGAGGUUGAGGAGGGCUGGUGGAGCGGCACCUUGGCCGGGAAGUCUGGACUGUUUCCCUCCAACUUUGUCAAAGAGAUGGAUGCCGCUGGUGAGGAGGGAGAGUCCAACGACACGGCAGCAGACGAGACCGAUGGAAGUGGAAUAGAAAGCACCGCCACCCCCACAUCCCCCCAGCCUGCCUCAGGGAACGGAGUUAUAGCUCAGCCCAAGAAGAUCAGGGGUGUCGGCUUUGGUGACAUCUUCAGAGAAGGGUCGGUCAAACUAAAGGUCCGACUGCCAAGCCCUGAAACAGAGGAAAAAAAGGAGAGACCUAUCCAAUCAUUACCAUCUGCUGCAAAGCCCGCCCAUCCCAACAUGACAGAGUCGCAGAGAACAGACGGAGACAGCAAAUCCAAAGCAAAAGAGUACUGUAAGGUCACGUUUGCUUUCGACGCUACGAACGAGGAUGAGCUGAGCCUGAAAGAGGGUGAUAUCAUCCACAUCCUGAGCAAGGACACAGGGGAGCCCGGCUGGUGGCGAGGGGAAAUCGGGGGCAAAGAAGGAGUCUUUCCUGACAACUUUGUCGUGCAGUCUGAACCAGAGAAAGAGGUGAUAUCAGAGAAUGAAACUCCCACGUCAAGGGGCUCAGUGAAAUCAUCACCUAAGCAGGAAUUGGAAGAGAAGCCGAAGAAGCCACCUCCGCCAUCAAAAAGCAUAGCCCUCAAGCCGGACGUUCCCAGUGCAGACAAGAAGCCUCAUCACAUCAGGACGGAGGACAGAGUUGACAGGCCUCCGCCAGAUCACAAACCAUCCAAGCCUGCAGCGCCGGUGGUCCCGCCCAAGAAGCCGAUCCCCCCUCCUGGAAAAGGCAGACCGGGUAGCCUCCCACCAAAGAGGCCUGACAAGCCUCUCGCUCCCUCGCCAAACCUCAAACACAAUGGAGAGGUGCCUUCCACACGACCAAAGUCCGACUUCGAGCCAUUAUUGCCCACCAAACCCAAAACACUGUCUGGGGACUGGGGGGAGAAGUCUUCGGAUAUGGAUCUGAUGAGUUUUGAUGAGUUGUCGUCUACCUCGGAGAAGCUCUCUCACCCCACUGUAAACAGACCAAAGAUGCCUGGCAGGAGGCUGCCCGCCCAGUUUGGUGGAGGACACUCGCCCAACAAGGAAGUGAGCGUGGAGAAAUCCCUCAAGGUCGAUGAAGAGGACGCAGCCAAACCAAAGCUAGCAGAAACCAGAAAGCCUUCCACAAACACCUUAUCCCAUUCACCGUCACUCCACAAGCCCGCCGCGGUCAGCACCGAGGCCAAGCCGAGCCCCGCGUCAGCCCCAAGCUCAGACGGCGCGCUGCUGGGUGGCAAGGCCCGGCUGGAGCCUGAAGAGUCCAGCUCCCAGCUGGAUGAGCUGAGGAGCCAGAUGAAGGAGCUGCUGCUGUCUGUGGAGCUGCUCAAGGCCCAGCAAAUGAAAGAGAUCGCGGAGCUCCGAGGAGAGCUGGAUGAGGAGAAGCUGAAGCGUGUGGCCCUGCAGGUGGAGAUAGAAAAGCUAAAGCGGACCGUUCACUCGACGUGAAGCCUGCGCUUCAAUCAACAGCAAGCCUCAAGGUCACCUGCUGGCCUGUCGACCAACCAGAGAGCAGGAGGGCGGUGACGGACGGAGAGAAGGUGGGGAAUCAGAUGAACCACCUCGAGCACAAUCCUUUUCCAGUGAUCUACAAAAAUAAACUCUCCCCAUCUUUGUAAGAUUUACAUUUUGCACAUAUAAUUUUUUUUCAAGCUAGAUGUAAUUAAGUUACAGAUGUAUAUGUUUCUCUUUAUUACUUUUUUCUUUUUUUUAUUUUGCCAACACACACAAAAAAAAACUGAGGCCUUACUUCAAACUACUGCGCCGGACAACUCUGCCGCUCACGCUCUCUCCCCUUCACUCUGGCGUUCCUUGAACUCCUCAGGGAGGAGGUUCGCUCUCAGUACUACUGACUUUGUAUGAAGCAGGCGGCGCUCGUUUUUCCUCUCCCCGUUUCCUUUCUCAGAUUUUUUUUAGGACGCGCAGAUAGUUUAAUUUUAAAAAUGAGAAAAUGUUUGGUUUCGUUUAACACCUUUUGAUCUUUUACACGGCGCCCGUCAGCGACACUCCACUCCAUGGCUGUAGCGCUUCAGAGAGAGCUCUGCUUUCACUUCUCCUUGUCUUUUAUAUGGUUUCUAGCAUUCCUAUCCAGGGUAACACUACUGUGCCUGUUAAAAACAAAACUAUGUCAAGAGUUUGUAAUGGGAGCUUGCAGCGGCAUGAAAAAGUUCGAGUACUCCUGGUCAAAAUUUGCGUUCCUGUGAAAAGCUAAGGGAGUAAACGCUGAGCUGAUUUCAGAAAGGCAUGAAGAUGAGACAUUUCUUCAAUAUUUCAUGGGAGAUUUUUUUUUUCUUUCUGCAUUUUACAGUUUCAAAAUAACAAAAAAGGAAAAACAGCCUGAAGCAAAAGUUUUUACCCCCUGCAUGGUCGGUACUUAGUCAUACCCCCUCUUGUAGCAGCUUCUUGCAGCCAGCUAAGAGUCUUUCAGGAUUUUUUUUGCUGGCUUUUCGCCCAUUCUUCCUUUCAGAAGGCUUCUGCUCCUCUGAGAUUCUCGGGCAGUCUUUCAUGCACUGCUCUUUGAGGUCGAGUCACAGAUUUCCAGUGAUGAGGGCCGCUGUGGGUUUUGAAGUGUAUUUAGCAUCGUCGUCCUGUAGUUCCUCCAGUUUCCUUUCAUCUUCAGCAUUUUUUUUAGACUGUGUGACACUUGAUUGCAGAAUUUGUUGGAAUUUAAUUGUUCCCUGAGCCCAAGGCUGCAACAGGCCCAAAGCAUGAAUGAUCCACCCUGUUGUUUCAGGAAAUUCUGCACUUGUUUUUCCUCAAACAGGUUUUUGCUCGUUGUAGUCAGGAAGUUGUAUUUUAGCUUCGUUAGUUCACAGGACGCGUUUCCAGAAUCAGGCUCGUUCGGCUGCUCCCUGUCAAACCUCUGAUGCUUGGUUUGACGGUGAGGACGCGGGGAAGCUUUUCUUCUGAUGACUUUUCCAUCAGGCUCGUAUUUGUGCAGGUGUCACUGCGCAGUAGAGCAGUCCACACUUUUAAAACGUUGAAAAGAAUGUUUAAUAUCUCACUUUACAGCUUUUGCAAAACAGUUCACCCUCUAUCACUUCUAACUAUUCGCACAAACAGAAAUUUUGACAGAGGCGCCCGAACUUUUUCAUGCCACUCUACAUGAAUGGUGUCUGGAAAUUUCGCAGCAUGAUAUUGUAUAUCUAUAUUUUUUAAGUCUACUGACAUGCCUAGUCAAAUACUAUAUAGAGGGCCUCUUCUAUGCUGGUCUCUUCUAUUUUUGUCAAACUGUCUCACACGCUGGGAAUGUUCUAAAAGGUUUAUCCAGAGUUAUAAUCUGCAGGUAAUGCAGACAGACUCCACAUGCAAAAAAAAAAAUAAUAAAAAACUGCAGAGAAGAGAAAGGAAGGAGAGCCUGCAGUCUUUCAUCAACAAGGUUGCUGACCAGCGCAUUGGCAGCCUGAUCCAUCCCUCCCAUCCCCAUUCUACUACUUCUCCUUUCUUUCAUCCCUCUUUGAUUCAAAGUGAAUCAUACGAUCUGAGAGAAGCCUCGUCUUUCUGCUCUGUGAUGUGUUAUGCAUGAGCCUGCACAGCACUCAUCAGCUCUGUCCUUAUUGUACAUGUCUGUCCUGCAGUCUGCAUAUCUUCCCACAUUCCAAGUACGUUAAGCUAACUGGAAGCACAGAGUAGAGAGUAGCAAUAAUAACAGAAUUAACUCGCAUUCUCUUUAUCUGAACUCUGUUUAAGGAGCACAGAGUGAAGACCCCAAUUAAUCUCAUAAUAUAAUCCUACAAAUUAUACUCUCAGUGGAAAUAUUUGUGUUUUUGUAGCCACGUUUGCAUCAGAGAAAUCACUAUCAGUCUGCCAGGUGAUCGGUCGAUCCACCAUUUUUGGUCCAGACCGAAAUAUGGAUGGACUGCCGAAACAUUUUAUGGUCAUUCAUCUCAGAGGAUGAACCCUACUGAUGUUGGUGAUCCUGGCUUUAUGUUGAGUGCCACCACUAGGUUUAAAUCUUCCCUUAACACCAGGCUGAAAUGCAGCAUUUCUCUGCCCUCUCUGAUUGAAACUGAAGUGUGUUUCACCUCUGACCACACGCAGCUGGGUAACCUCACCCAUCUGUGAUGUCACGGUGUACACGCCCACCCUGCUGUACGCCACGACAUCACUGCAGCAAGGUGAGAAGCACUGGGGGUCAGCACGAUUCUCAGGCAUGAUCAGCGUCAGCUGUACUCAGCAUGUUGCUAUUAUUGCCUGAGCGAUACUGGAUUUUUAAUGCUGAUAUUAAUAUGCUAGAGUUUAUCAAAAUCUGGUAAUAUAUUGACCAGUGUAAUUGUUUUAAUACAAACACAUGGCCUAAACAUUUUGGAUCAGGUCGCCAGCCCCCGAGUUAUGACGUUCUCUGAGUCAGACAUUUUACAAAUAACCUUGUAAGAGUUGCCUGCACACAAAAAACUUGCUGUUUCAAAACACAUGGUCCUCGUCAUGUGUUAGCAUUUAGCUCAAAGCACGUAGUACAGAGCUGCUAGCAUGGCUGCCUCUCGUUUGAUGCUACCAUGUGUUAAGAUGCUACACAGAGGGGCUUUAAGAAGACGCUCGUAUGCAGAAAAGGAAAGGAUCACUUACAGACUGUGCAUUGCUCUUUUGGUUUUCUCUCAGAAGCAGAACUGCUGCCGCCUCUCUGGAUGCGAACAUGUUUUUAAUAUCCAGGAAGUGAAUAGUUGUCUGUGCUCGCGGCUACAGAAACCUACAGCACGAUGUGAGUCAGCCUCAGUCGGCUCCGACCUGUAGCCAUGAGCUCUGAAUGUACAGUGUGUGGUUCUGUGCUGAUGAGCGGCUUAUCUCAGCAUACUUUAGAGAAGCACAGUACCAAGCGUGACCCCCCCCCCCCCGGCUUCGAUGCGGGUUGGAGGAAUGUUUCAGCCCCCACGAUUUGGUCCUAAUAUUUACAGCAGGUUUCAUUUCCAAGUCAAAUGUUGUAUAACUGUCUCACAUCUACUACUGUGUACAAAUACAAGUACUGGUUACUGUUAUUCCUUUUUUUAUUUUAAAUAUCUUUAUACAUAUCUCACAAAUGUCUUAAAAAGUGUUACUUUGCUUUUAAAUCAUCCUCAGGCUUCGUUGCAUGUGUUCGAUGUGUGUGUGCAUGCUCUUGCUGGUGUCCCCUCGCAAACAUUCAAGUGCAACAGCGUCCAUGAUGCUAGAUUCUGAACUACAGAGUGCUUUGACCAAGUCGAUACUGUAUUACCUGACCUUAACGCGCAUGGCACUCGUGCAACAUGUUGAUGCCUACCAUAACACAAACUUCCUUUUAGCACAGCAGCUCUUUAACAGUACGGCUGGGCAAUGAAAUAAUCACAAUGUGGGGAAGCGGGACCGGGGGUUCGGGUGACAGCUCUUCAUGUUAUAUCUGUAAUGCGGCUUAACUUCCACAUAUUGUACAUUCCAGAGUUUGACACCAAGAAAAGAAGAAAUCUGUGCACAUUUAUAACAUAUUUUCAAGUGAUUUUGUUUACAAGAGCUGUAUCCUUGCAUGAGUUGAGAUUCUUCUCAAAAAUGAAUAAAUAUCUUUAUUUACUGUCA
Chelmon rostratus (copperband butterflyfish) is the source of this 6371-nucleotide messenger RNA. RefSeq names its product CD2-associated protein. Bases 312 to 2297 code for a protein of 661 amino acids. The transcript is spliced from 19 exons. The record is from RefSeq and is a predicted model, not a curated record. Gene Ontology annotation, cellular component: cell leading edge; plasma membrane; cytoplasm. NCBI's taxonomy places the organism in Eukaryota, Metazoa, Chordata, Actinopteri, Chaetodontiformes, Chaetodontidae. Gene Ontology annotation, molecular function: protein binding.